AUGGAGCAAUACUGGAUGUUCUGUCCGGGCCCAAGCAAGGACUGCAAGAGCCUGGCUUAUGUCGGUAGGCUUCAUGACUGCAUCUGGCCGCGACUGGCUCAAGAUGCUGGUGACUUCUUUAAGAGAGCCGAGGCCGCCUCGGCGAAGGGGACCAUGUUUUUCUCCCAAAAGGAUACGAAGGCGCUGUUCACCGGAGAAAACAUCAUCGAUCUCUUGAGCUGCCGCUGCAGGGAUUGCGGCGAAUACAAGAGUGACGCAUCGGCUGCCUUCAACUUAUUGGAUUACGAAAAGCGCAUCGCCAACCCAGACGAGAAGGGAUGGCUGCUGGUGGCAGCACUUGUUUAUCUGGGCAAGCUGAACCUGGUAUACAGGUGGAUACAGUAUCCAAACAUAGUCGGGGAUUUCGGCAAUUUGAGGAGCGCCUCAAGUCUAGUAGAGGAUCCCUUCGGCACACCGCUUCAGAACGCACUCUUUUGGAAGGCCUACGGACGGACAAUGGACAUGUUCUUUCCAAUGGAAAUCAAGCCCGGUAUCAACGGCAGACCUGAGCAGAACCGCCUCGCCGAGAGUCGACGCUUCCCAUAUCUGGAUGAGCCAGGGAACAUUCCCUCAGGCAGCUCUGGUAGCUUGAUAACACGCUUCCUCGUGCCUGAGGAAUACCUGCAUGAAAGUUUUAGAGAACUGAUGGAAACCAACUAUGCCAAGUCCGUGGAGGACGAUGAGCGUGGCAGAAAGUACCGCCUUGUCCGGAAAGUCCUCGUGCGCAAGAGUCUCAAACAUAUGGAGCACAUCACACUCCGCAUGAUUGCUUCACGUCGGGACCAGAGAAAUCUCAUCACUCUGAUGGCUUUGUACGAGUGGCGCGAGCAGAUCCACUUCAUCUUUCCGUUUGUCGAAACACACCUUGAUAAGGUGCUUCUGGACCAAUGGGUGUUCCCCGGGCCCACGCAAGUCUGGAGGCCUGCAGAUCACGGCCUGUGGCGCCAGAUGACAGGAGUUUGCGAAGCGCUGAAGACCAUUCACUUCGAUCUCAGGAGUCCUUGGGGCUCGGAGCAAGUCAUAGCCUUUCAUUUCGAUUUGAAGCCGGCGAACCUGCUUGUCACGGCCGAUGGCAUAGUGAAGAUCACCGACUUCGGGCACUCGAUGAUACAAAUCAUGCUUCCUGAAGAGGAGAAGAAGGGGUACUACAGAGGCGGGGAUCCUGUCUACAGGGCGCCCGAGUCGAUUCCAGACAGCGAGCAAGUUCGGGAGGCUAGCGAAAUCCGAAACCACGCACCAACAAGCCAGGACUACACUGAAGAACUACCACGGAGCCAGGUCUUCCUGAACUACGACGUCUGGCAGCUCGCCUGUAUCAUGACUGAAGUGCUGAUAUGGAUAACGGGCAAGGACCACUAUCGGGAGAAAGAUCAACCAGAUGAGAAGGGACACGUCAUCAAGACUUUCCGGCAAGAGAAGAGGGACGAGGAUGGACAAGACGCAUUCUUCACCAUAAGGGCACAGCCCGACGGCGCUAGAACUCGAUCUUUGAAGAAGGUUGUAUGCGAGAAGCUUCGCUCGCUCCAGUCAGGCGACACGGAAGACGCCGAUGUGGAAGAGUACCUGGAAAAGACAGUCGAAAUCUUGCGCGGCAUGUUCAGAAUUGACCCUGUCAAACGUUAUCAUUCGCACAAAGUCUUGAAAAAGUUGGAAGAAGUCAAUGAGAAGUAUGUGAUGAGCAGGCAGAAGCCUGGUGAUUGGGUAUCUCAGAAACUUAGAGAUUACUCCCCAAGGGAUUUUCACGAGGUUGGUUGGCAGGAUGGAGGGGAGAUUCGCUCAUUCCUCGAAAUGCCGGAUGUGCGUGUUCGAAACGAGGUUCCUCACAAGAUUACGCGGGAGUGUGCCUGCAUGUUCCGAGUACUGUACAAGCCAGGGAAAUUACUCAUUUGUUACGGAGUCGAGGAAAAGGACAAACUGGACAUAAUGCUCUCUAACCCUCAACAGUUGAAACUUGAGAUGGAGAAGAGUCACAUCAUUCCGGACUAUCUCUAUCGUCAACCUGAAGGGAGAUACGUCUGCACGAUUUUUUCAGGCGACGAGACAGACGAAAUUUUGUCCUUCAGUUUUGCGUCUCGAGACGACGCUCACAAGUUCCAACACGCACUUACGCGGCGGAAGGUUGAGUGGGAGUCGGAGAUUGGUAACGUUGAGCGAGUGACCUUUUACAUCAAGCCCAAGAAACAGGACUUCGAGAUGACCCGAAAUGUCAAGUUACAGCUGUGGUCUUGCUGGAGGGAUGGAAUUUGUGACAUCGACUUCAACUCGACCAGACACCUCAGCCCACCUGACCGCCUCCAGUCUCUCAAGCAAAUGCUUGUCAUUUUCGAGGAUUCAGGCCCUUUUCUCAUCAUACCUUUCAACAACGGCCAAAAACAAUUCUUGGACCAUGUGCAGACAGUCGCUAUCAAAGCUUUCAGGAAUUUCAAAGAAUGCGAGCUAUACAGGCCUCCUGACAAGUUCCCUUGUAUAGAACAGGUAUCUGUGAACAACUACAUAAGGCAGUUGGGGUGUGUUGCCCCGGCGGUGCCGCUUGACCAAUUCAAAUUCGAGUCGCGGGCAUGGCGCCUUGCGGCGGACCUGAGGAGGCGGCCAUCGGCCAUCACAUUCUCAAGACAAGGCAAGGCUGGUACGAGCACCCACAUGACAAUGGGGUGA
Diaporthe citri is the source of this 2694-nucleotide messenger RNA. RefSeq lists its product as uncharacterized. The record is from RefSeq and is a predicted model, not a curated record. The coding region runs from base 1 to 2694 and encodes 897 amino acids. The transcript is spliced from 7 exons. Lineage: Eukaryota; Fungi; Ascomycota; Sordariomycetes; Diaporthales; Diaporthaceae. Gene Ontology annotation, biological process: intracellular signal transduction; protein phosphorylation. Gene Ontology annotation, cellular component: nucleus; cytoplasm. Gene Ontology annotation, molecular function: protein serine/threonine kinase activity; ATP binding.